This is a messenger RNA of Neoarius graeffei (lesser salmon catfish), 2741 nucleotides long. RefSeq names its product leucine-rich repeat neuronal protein 4. The record is from RefSeq and is a predicted model, not a curated record. Gene Ontology annotation, molecular function: protein binding. The transcript is spliced from 2 exons. Lineage: Eukaryota; Metazoa; Chordata; Actinopteri; Siluriformes; Ariidae. Bases 131 to 871 code for a protein of 246 amino acids.
AAAGAGGAUGCCAUGAAACUGGUUGUCUUCACAGAGGAAUCAACAGCAAAGCAGAGCAAGACGUUUGGGGAAAAGAGGGAACCAGCACGAACAAAUUUGAAGAAGAAUUUCAUUUUCGAGGAGAAUCAAGAUGCAGAACUUAUCACUCCUCCUGCUGGCCUUGUUGGUGGACUUCCUGUUCGCCGCCUCUAUGAAUCCGUUCGCGACUCAGCCUCCGGUCACAAAAACCCUCAUCCGCUACAUUACUGUAGAUGAUGGGGACUACGAUGACGAAGAAACCACCAAGCCCAUUUCAAAGGGUCCUAAACCGGCCGGGGCCACUACCACUCAGUUUACCCCUCGUGAGUGCGAAUAUGACCCGUGUGUGGUUCCCAAGGUUCCCUGUUCUGUGAUUGCUGCCCGAACUAAGUGCUACUGUCCUGGAAUGACUGGUCCAGACGAGCUGCCUGCGGCUCCAGAGAUCAAAGAGUUGAAACAGGGCGCGUAUGGACUGGUGGAGGUCCAUUGGUGCGCACCACAAUCCCCCGUCUCCGACUACAGAAUAAUCACAGGAGGCCACGAGUCACAAAUUUUCAACAAUUUAACCCGUACUGGGACGGUGCAGGGAGUAAAGGUUGGGUCACGAGUUUGUGUCAUGGCACGGAAUAAAGUUGGAUUCAGCACCGAAUCAGAAAGAUCAUGUGCUCUCUUUAAGCCCAAGUCCAGUCAGGUUCAGAUGUCAUGGGUCAUCGCUGGGGUCAUCAGCCUUUUGGUACUGGCCUCGGUGUUAGCUGUGGUGUUGCUGUGGAGACGGAGGAGGGGUCAGAAGAACGGGAGCGUCGACGGCGAGGGACUACGAAACCCAUCCUACACCACAAACGAAACACUGUGAUUAAACCAGAUGACGUUUAAGGUACUCAAUUAGUGGUGUAAGAGGCCAGAUGAUUCAAGUGAGUAGACUCUGGGGAAGGUUCUUAGACCCAUUAACAACAUAAAUAUAUGCUCUGAAACAACACUCACAAAUCACACAUGAGGCAUGGUCCAAAGGAUGGUGGGGGACAAUACAGACAAAUCACGACCAAAAACUGAAACAAGAUAGACUUCAAACACCAUCGGCAAAACACUGGGAUUGGACAGGAUCAAAUUUGAAGCCCUACCAAAGGAAAGUUGGACUGCAAUUUCGGACAUCAACUAUGCGAGAUUCAACAGAAUAAGCAUAUUGCUCUUGUUGUUUUGUUGUCAUUUAAUCAAACGACAUCCUUGACUUUGAGGAAAUUAGUGUCCAUAGUUAUCAGGUACUAGCCAAGACAAGUACGGAGGAUACUGAAAAGAUCGACAUCUUAGUUUGUGUUCCAUUAGGACCAUGGGUCUUGAAUCUUAUCCACCAAGGAGCUGCACCCGAUGCCACUCGCUAAAUCAGUUAAUCUUGGUUUACAAUCAACUAACAAUUAGUUUGCUAGUUAUGGCCGGGUUCUUGCCCGAACCGAUAAUCACGUCAUCAGAUUUUCUCUGGCUAAUCAGACACGAGGUACGCCACCACUCUUGCUGGAGCAGUUUUUGGCCAGGCUUCCCUCUUUCAACUAACAAGUGUGCCUCCUAUUUGGUUGGAACGAAAGACUGCAGCCACUCUGGCCCUUUGCGGAUAAGUUUGAAGACCCCUGGCUCAGACCUUGCGUCCUCGUUUGAAGAAACCACCCCGAACACACAAAGACAUAACGCAGGUCGACAAAUCAGUAGCCUAGAUGUCUGGGACAAGAAGAUAUUUUGUCCAGGUGAUUUGAUUUUUAUUUACAAGUAGGUUCAUCAAAAAACUCUUUUUUGCGAGCUCAUGCAGCCAUCCCAAGAGAGAAAAUAAAGACACAAGCUAGACUCAAAUUGGACACUUUACGUGUGAUGCGAGAACAGCAGGUCACCACAGGUCAUUGCCGAAAUGUUGGCCAGCGACUUGCGAACUUCUUGUCAAGGUCACAAUCACAAUGUGCUUUUUUGAAACUCAUUCAUUUCCAUUCGUAUUUAUUAAUCUACUUAACGAACAAACUCCAAACUCUCCAUAUGCUGGACAUUAUUAUAUUGCAUUAGCAACCACUUUUUAGUCUCGUCAGUUUGGUUUCCAGACCACCAAACCAUAGGACUGACAGAACACUGGAGGGUUUUUUUUUUGUUUUUUUUAAAGUUGCACAGUAGGUUAGUGAAUUAACUGAUGAAUUAUCCACCUCUGCACAGCUUUAGUUACAACCAUAAGUAUAAGUUAAUGGAAAGUACAAGUCUAUGGAAGGAAUCCUUAUCCUAAGAGACUUCAUCCAGACAUUCAAUGGGAAGUGAUACACUGUGAUCUGACCAUGAAAGAAGCUCGGGAGCAUGAUGCCUGCAGAGACUGGGUCAGGACAUGAAGGACAAAUCAACAUGGACUAUUAAACAGAAAAAAAAAAGAUCAGCAGAAAAGAGCAGAGAACUGAAAUAACCUCCUCGUGUACCCCUGUGUGAACAACUGAACACUUAGCAACCCUGCUGAGCACUAGUCAACAUGUUACAUAAGUUUAAAAGGCAUUUUAAAUUGAUAGUUGUUUUUAACAGAUUAAUUCCACUAACGGUGCUGGAACAUCAAGGAAGCCUGGAGCUUCUGGAAGGCUUUAUAGAUACAUAUAUAGUAAUAUAAAUAUUUGUAGUUGCUGAAUAUAAAUGCUCAUUUCUUUUUAUGCUAAUUCUUCUUCUUCUUCUUCUUCUUCUUCUUUUUUCUUCAAUAAAGUAAUUUCUUCCAGAAA